UUGAUGUAUCACCAACUCCCUGAUGGAGCUCAUUGCCACCCAUCAAAGCCCCAUGGGGAGACGUGGGCAUCCCAAAGCCACCCCUCAGGGCCCACUUUAUUAUUUCACACCCUUUGUCUUUUCUCUACCAAAUAUCCAGCACACAGCUAGACAGAAACAUAACGCGAUGGGGCAGCAGAUGGCUGAUGGGCCGGGCCCCAAGGCUUCUGAAGACGGGGAUCCAUCAGGCUGCCGGCCUGCAUCCAUCCUGCAGGUCCUUCUGCUGGCAGCACCGGCCGACACAGCAGGUGAAGCUGCUGCAACAGGAACAGCCCAGUGCGCCAUCUGCUUGGAGGCGGUGGAGGGAUGCCCCAGCUACAACACCCUCAUCUGUCCCUCCUGCACCAGCGCGCAGUUCCACCGCCACUGCAUCCAGGGCCAAGCUCUGCGCGCUGCCCUGCACCACUUCCGCUGCCCGCUCUGCCAGGACAUGCAGGCCUUCCAGGCAGAGAUGUUUCGCCUCGGAAUCAAAAUCCCAGACAGGGAUGCAGCCUGGGAGGUGGAAGAGGGCGCCUUCCACGACCUGUACCAGCGGCACAGCUCCUGUGACACCAGCCUGUGCCUGUGCCCGAUAGGAUGGGACUAUUCCGAGAACACGGGGCCCUGGAGGAUGCUGCUCUGCAGCUCCUGCGGUUCCUGCGGCACCCACCAGCACUGCUCUGCCAUCGCAGAGGACGCUGAAUCGUGGGAGUGCAGCGGCUGCAGUGGUGAGGGCACCGGUAAGAAAAGCAGCACGGGGACGUGGUCCCCAUAGACACGUGGCCCUAUGUCCUCGGGAGAUGUCCUCCCCGUUGGAGCCACGACGGGCACAGAGAUGUGCACUGCGCUCAUCUCCGCGCACCUUACAGCCCCUUCAGUGUCAGCCGCGGCGCAGUGAUCCCCGCACAGCACCCAGCUCCGGGCACCACGGCUGCAGCACAAGGAGCUGCGACGCUCCUUGGGCACCCCGACGCUCAGCUGCCUGCACAGCCCACGGAAGCCCCUCAGCCACUCCACCUUGCCAGCCUCUGAACAACAACAGCCUUGCUGGUUGAAACACCGCAAGAGACUUUGCUGACGUGCCGGAGCACUGCAGGGCACAACAUCAACGCUGCCACGACUCUCCUGCCUGCACUUCCCUGCUGUGCUGCUGCUUGCUCUACCAGAGUGAGUGACAGGAGCCCAGCCAAGAUGUCAUGGACCAUCAGCAUGGAAGAUGACACAGGCUAUUGCAUGGAACUGAGACAAAGGCUUUUGAUAGUCCAAGUCAUUUAUCUUGGCAUCAAAACUCCUGACUUCUUACUGGACUGCUGCAUCUGAUUGUGACUGCUGCCCAGAGAGGCUGUGGAUGCCCCACCCCUGGAGGCAUUCAAAACCAGCUUGGAUGGAGCCCUGGGCAACCUGGACUG
Molecule: messenger RNA, 1427 nt
Organism: Phasianus colchicus (ring-necked pheasant)
Lineage: Eukaryota; Metazoa; Chordata; Aves; Galliformes; Phasianidae
Product: E3 ubiquitin-protein ligase PHF7-like
Cellular component (GO): nucleus
Source: RefSeq, a predicted model, not a curated record